AUGGUGACUAUGAGAUUGUUAAGCCUUUUGGGUAAUUCUUUUGGAUGUUCUGCAUCUGGGGAGCGUCUAGUUUCUGCAGCAAGAGAUGGGGAUCUUCAGGAAGCCAAGGCUUUAUUGGAGUAUAAUCCUCGCCUCGUGAGGUAUUCGACCUUUGGCGUUCGCAAUUCUCCCCUACAUUACUCGGCUGCUCAAGGUCACCAAGAGAUUGUUUCCCUCUUAGUUGAAUCUGGAGUUGAUAUUAAUCUCAGGAACUAUAGAGGGCAGACUGCUCUGAUGCAAGCUUGUCAAUACGGGCAUUGGGAGGUUGUUCAAACUCUGAUUCUAUUCAAAGCCAAUAUCCACAGAGCUGAUUAUCUUAAUGGAGGAACUGCACUGCACUUAGCUGCUUUGAAUGGCCAUUCCAGAUGUAUCCGGAUUCUCCUUACUGAUUACAUUCCUAGCAUUCCUAAUUUUUACAGCAUCUUAAGGAAAAGAUCAAAAAAUGAUGCAACCAUUUCGGAAAUUGAUGAUAGUGCACUCUACGAGGUCAUCAAUAGACCUGCUGAUGGUGGCGUCACUGCCCUCCAUAUGGCUGCACUUAAUGGGCAUGUUGAAACUGUUCAACUCCUACUGGAUUUAGGGGCUUCCAUUUCUGAGGUCACUGUGGAAGAUGGAACUACAAUUGAUUUAAUUGGUCCAGGAAGCGCACCCCUCCAUUAUGCUGCUUGUGGUGGUAGUGCACAGUGUUGUCAGCUUUUGAUUGCAAGGGGUGCCAGUCUGACUGCAGAAAAUGCUAAUGGUUGGACUCCCUUGAUGGUUGGCCGUUCAUGGCAUAGAGAUUCGCUUGAGGAAAUUCUUAGCAGGAGUUCAGAAAGCCAACCACAACUUAGUCCUUCACCAUAUUUAUGUCUUCCCCUUAUGAGCAUCGUUAAUAUCUCUAGAGAAUGUGGAUGGAGAGGCAAUGACAUGCUGUCCACAUGCAUAGAUCCUUGUGUUGUUUGCUUGGAAAGGAAAUGCACAGUUGCUGCAGAAGGUUGUCUCCAUGAGUUCUGCACUCAUUGUGCUUUGUAUCUAUGCUCCACAAAUAGCAUCUCUACCGUAUCUCAUGGUCCCCCGGGCUCAAUUGCUUGCCCACUCUGCCGGCAUGGUAUAAUUUCUUUCGUUAAGCUUCCGGACACAAGGUCAGUAUGCAAGUAUAUUUCAAGAACAAGUUUGUCCUUGACUUUUUGCACUUGCUCGACCGAGGUUCCUGAACACGCUUUACUGGAAACCUCAUUAUGCAAGCCGGAUUUCUCUUGUGCUCGGAUCUCCCCACUCGGUUCUUCUUUCCGCUCUAUUAGCUGCCAAAGGUUUCCAUCCGUGAAACUCCGACCAAGCCUUUGUAUGGGAGCUUCGGACACUACUCCUUCUUUGGUUCCAAGAUCGGUUGGCCGUAACUUGAGGAAUCAACUGGUUAGAUGUUCAAGAUCCAGCUUUAGGUGUUCCACUUCUGAGAAUGAAGGGAAAAGAUGCUGUAAUGGAUUUCUGGCGGAGAUCUCGGAGCUUCGCGGAGGAAGCCGCAAAGCAAUCACACGAGCGUCAAAGCGGCGUCAAACGCACUGCCACCGUCGCCACCACUUUAUCACUACUACAGCCUCAUUAGAUCCACAUGCUACAACCCACAAUCGCGGCGCCUCUACAAGCCGUGAUACUGUCUCGCGUAGCAGAACCACCGUGCAAGCCCACAAUCGAAGGCGGAAGAGAGGAAUUGGCGGUGUGAUAAAAGAGAGGAGAGAAGGAAGAGCUGUAAUGGAUUUCUGGCGAAGAUCUCGGAGCUUCGCAGAGUCACAUGAGCGUCAAAGCGACGCCGAACAUACUGCCACCGUCGCUACCACUUUAUCACUACUACAGCCUCAUCAGAUCCACAUACUGCAACCCACAAUCGGGGCGCCUCUACAAGCCGUGACACUGUCUCGCAUAGCAGAACCACCGAGGAAGCCCAUAAUCGAAGGCGGAAAAGAGGAAUUGGCGGUGUGA
Molecule: messenger RNA, 1995 nt
Organism: Fraxinus pennsylvanica
Lineage: Eukaryota; Viridiplantae; Streptophyta; Magnoliopsida; Lamiales; Oleaceae
Source: the annotation of a GenBank genome assembly